GGCGCCUGACGUGCCGGCGGGCGCGCGAACCCAACCGCCGCCGAAGCCUACUCCGACAAGCAACAGGCAACUGGCAGCGGCGCCCCCGUCCUCUCCUCGGCGUCUGGCGGCCGAGGUCUCCCCCGCACCCCGGAGCCACACUUGGCUUCAAAGCCGCUGCUUCGUCCCUCGUGCUCCUCUAUUUAAACGCGCGCUCGUAUUCCACACCCACCGCAGGGAGCGCGCCUCGUCUUCUUGCUCUUCUUCCUGCUGUGUGGGAUGGUGGAUGCAUGACGCAUUGGCUCCAUUAGUGUUUACAAGUGAAGAGUAUGGGUUCCAAGGAAGCGUCCUCUUGUACCAUCUUCUGCUUCUUGCUUCUAUCCUUCGUGGGCUGCAAAUGUCUGGCAUCAGUAAUAGAGGCCACCCAGACUGCAACCCUCAAGGUUGAUGCUUCGCCACAGCUUUCUCGAAAGAUCCCUGAAACACUAUUUGGGAUAUUUUUUGAGGAGAUCAACCAUGCAGGAGCUGGUGGAAUAUGGGCCGAACUUGUUAGCAACAGAGGUUUUGAAGCUGGAGGCCCCCAUACUCCGUCAAACAUUGACCCAUGGUCCAUCAUUGGAGAUGACUCUUCCAUAUUUGUGGCGACCGAUCGUACAUCAUGUUUCAGUCGAAACAUUGUUGCUCUGAGGAUGGAGGUCCUCUGCAAUGAUUGUCCAGCUGGUGGUGUUGGCAUUUACAACCCGGGGUUCUGGGGCAUGAACAUAGAAGAUGGAAAGACCUACAAUCUUGUUAUGUACGUUAAGUCGCCGGAAACAACAGACUUGACAGUUUCACUAACAAGUUCUGAUGGGUUGCAAAACCUGGCUUCAGCUACGAUAACAGUUUCUGGCUCAUCAAAUUGGACAAAACUGGAGCAGAAGUUUGUUGCUAAAGGAACCAAUAGAACCUCAAGGCUUCAAAUAACAACUAACAAGAAAGGAGUUGUAUGGUUUGAUCAAGUAUCACUAAUGCCUGCAGACACAUACAAGGGACACGGUUUUCGCACAGAACUUAUAUCCAUGAUUUUGGAAUUAAAACCACGAUUCUUGAGAUUUCCUGGAGGUUGCUUUGUAGAAGGUGGAUGGUUAAGAAAUGCAUUCAGGUGGAGGGAAUCUAUUGGUUCAUGGGAAGAGAGGCCCGGACACUUUGGGGAUGUUUGGCAUUACUGGACUGAUGAUGGCCUUGGAUAUUAUGAAUUUCUUCAGCUUGCUGAGGACCUGGGUGCUGCCCCAAUAUGGGUAUUCAACAAUGGAAUCAGCCACAAUGAUGAAGUUGAUACCGCUGCUAUUGCUCCUUUUGUGAAGGAUGUAUUGGACAGUCUAGAAUUUGCAAGGGGGAGUGCAGAAUCAACAUGGGGCUCUGUUAGAGCUGCAAUGGGGCACCCUGAACCAUUCCCAGUUAAAUAUGUUGCAAUUGGAAAUGAAGAUUGUGGAAAGAAAUUUUACCGCGGUAAUUACCUCAAGUUCUACAAUGCUAUUAGAGAGGCCUAUCCAGACAUUCAAAUGAUUUCAAACUGCGAUGGUUCAUCGAGACCACUUGAUCAUCCUGCUGAUUUAUAUGACUUCCAUGUCUAUACUGACUCAAAGACUCUGUUUUCCAUGAGGAACACAUUUGACAGAACAUCUCGUAGUGGACCCAAGGCUUUUGUCAGUGAGUAUGCUGUUUGGAGAAGUGAUGCAGGUAGAGGAAGUCUUCUUGCUUCAUUGGCAGAAGCUGCUUUCCUUACUGGACUGGAGAAGAAUAGUGAUAUUGUUCAGAUGGCAAGUUAUGCUCCACUGUUCGUAAAUGACAAUGAUCAAACGUGGAACCCGGAUGCCAUUGUCUUCAAUUCCUGGCAACAUUAUGGAACUCCUAGUUACUGGAUGCAGACGCUGUUCCGUGAGUCCAGUGGUGCUAUGAUUCAUCCUAUUACAAUCAGUUCCAGCUACUCCAGUUCGCUAGCAGGAUCUGCAAUUACUUGGCAGGAUUCGGAGAAUAGCUUCCUGAGAGUCAAGGUUGUAAACUUUGGGUCGGACGCUGUUAGCCUCACAAUCUCCACAAGUGGACUUCAGGCCACUGUUAACGCAUUAGGAUCGACCGCCAUGGUUAUGACAUCUAGCAAUGUGAUGGAUGAAAAUUCUUUCAGUAACCCAAACAAGAUUGUGCCGGUGAAGAGUGAGCUGCGCAACGCUGCAGAGCAGAUGCAGGUCACGCUGGCUCCGCACUCGUUCACUUCGUUCGAUCUCGCGCUGGCUCAGUCCAAACUUGUCGCGGAGAUGUGAAGUAGCAACACCAUAAAUCCGCGAGGUGUGAUAUGCAAAUACAAGUAAUCAGUGAGUUGUCAGUACCUUGAUAAAGCAUUUUAUAGUGUAACACGAAGGAGAUACUAAAUAAAAAUCCGAGCAGUUUGCUUAA
Molecule: messenger RNA, 2412 nt
Organism: Phragmites australis (common reed)
Lineage: Eukaryota; Viridiplantae; Streptophyta; Magnoliopsida; Poales; Poaceae
Product: alpha-L-arabinofuranosidase 1-like
Exons: 18
Coding region: 309-2279 (656 amino acids)
Biological process (GO): L-arabinose metabolic process
Molecular function (GO): alpha-L-arabinofuranosidase activity
Source: RefSeq, a predicted model, not a curated record